Arabidopsis arenosa is the source of this 1178-nucleotide messenger RNA. NCBI's taxonomy places the organism in Eukaryota, Viridiplantae, Streptophyta, Magnoliopsida, Brassicales, Brassicaceae. The record is from the annotation of a GenBank genome assembly.
AAAACCUAAUUAAGAAGAAGAAAUCGCUUUUCUCUCUCUCUCUCAAGUCUCACCCAGUUCUCUAAAUCCAUAAAGCAAGCAAGAAGAGAGUUUCGAUGGCUCCGACGAUAAGAAUCGGCGGUAACUACUCUACUCACCAAGAGUACUCUAUCGAUGUCUUUGGAAAUACGUUAUCCGUCACCGUAACCUCGGAUUUCGCCAUCAUCAGCCAAUGGAUCCGUGACGUCGAAUACAACAACUGUGGUCCGUACUAUCAACAACCUCUCGUCGUUGGAGUCGGCGUCCAGUGGACACCGCCACUAAGUUACGACGCCAAUCCUCCACCGAAUAGGUACUACUCCGAUCAACCAUCGCGUAGUUACGACGCCAAUUCUCCACCGAAUAGGUACUACUCCGAUCAACCACCGCGUAGUUACGACGCCAAUCCUCCACCGAGUAGGUACUACUCCAAUGAACUACCGCGUAGUUACAACGCCAAUGAUCUUCAAAGGUGUGGUUACUACGAGCAUUCUUCGCCGAGAGAUCACUACGCCGAUCCUCCACAGUACAACUACACCGGCAAUCCUUCACGUCCUAGUUACUGCGCCAAUCCUUAUCGUGGUGAUUACAUCUCCGAUACUCAGCGUGGUGAAUCCAACUCAGAUCCUCCUGCGGAUACUCUCCAGUUAUGCGUGGGUAGCAAAUGUAUCAUCAUCCAGUUAGGCCACUGUGACCAAGUCCCUAAUAGUCUCCACACUUUCUUGACGGAUCCAGAGACCACGUACGUCGGCGUUUGGAAUAGUCAAGACGCAGGAAAGCUGGCGAUAUCUAAACAUCAGUUGCAGAUAGGGAAACUUCUAGACAUAAGGCAGUACAUGAAUGAUUCACGAGGAAAGAGCAUGAGGGGUUGUUCGUUUGAAGAGAUUGUUGAGGAAUGUAUGGGUUAUCCAGGAGUGAGGCUAGAUCCGACGAUAAGCAUGAGUGAUUGGAGCGUGUACAAUCUAGACCGUGAUCAGGUACUUCAGGCGUCAAUAGAUGCUCACGCUUGCCACCUGCUCGGUGUUUUGGCUCGUCUAUGGGUAGUUUGAAAACAAGAUUCAAUAACAAAAAGAAUGUGGCUUGAAAUCUUUUCUGUUUUUGUGACUAGUGGCUUGAAUCUUCUUUUUGUUAGGCUAUGAGAAAAAACUGCUUUUUCUUUC